Molecule: messenger RNA, 4418 nt
Organism: Pogoniulus pusillus (Red-fronted tinkerbird)
Lineage: Eukaryota; Metazoa; Chordata; Aves; Piciformes; Lybiidae
Gene: MOSMO
Product: modulator of smoothened
Exons: 3
Coding region: 267-770 (167 amino acids)
Biological process (GO): negative regulation of smoothened signaling pathway
Cellular component (GO): ciliary membrane; Golgi apparatus
Source: RefSeq, a predicted model, not a curated record
CCCGUUGCGGCGGCGGCCGCGCCCCCGCGGGAAGCCCCGCCCCGCCCGGGGGAGCCCGCCGGCGAGAGUGGGUUUCCCUUCCGGAGUAUCCGUUGCCCCCCCGCCCGCCGGGUUCGCUUCCGGCUCCGUCCGGGGGGCCCGUUCCUGGUGCCGCUGCCGAGGGGAGAGCGGGGCCCAUGGAGCCGCGGCUGUGAGGCGCCCCCGGCCCGGGCCCGCUCUGGGAGCCGGGCGGAGGCCGGGGCCGGGAGCCGCCGGAGCCGGAGGAGAUGGACAAACUGACCAUCAUCUCAGGAUGCCUUUUUCUGGCUGCCGACAUCUUCGCCAUCGCCAGCCUGGCGAACCCGGACUGGAUCAACACCGGCGAGUCCGCUGGUGCUCUCACAGUUGGCCUUGUGCGACAGUGUCAAACCAUCCAUGGACGUGACAGGACCUGUAUUCCUCCACGGCUGCCUCCUGAGUGGGUCACUACGUUAUUUUUCAUCAUUAUGGGAAUCAUUUCACUAACUAUCACAUGUGGUUUGCUGGUGGCUUCCCACUGGCGAAGAGAAGCUACUAAAUAUGCCCGCUGGAUAGCUUUCACUGGAAUGAUUCUAUUCUGUAUGGCAGCCCUAAUAUUUCCAAUAGGAUUUUACAUCAAUGAAGUUGGAGGUCAACCAUAUAAAUUACCCAAUAACACAGUGGUUGGGUCUUCAUAUGUACUGUUUGUCUUAUCCAUUUUCUUUACAAUAGUGGGACUUCUAUUUGCUGGCAAAGUUUGUUUACCUGGCUGAUGAAUGUCUGAACUGCAGGACUUGAUUUUGGAAAGACAUCAGAAUUGCAUUCUCAGGAGGAUGCCUAGAUCAGACUAUGAAACACAUACUGAAAAGAGGAAUGCUUUGACUUGUUCUCACUAUGCACUUUGGAUGAAAAAAAGGAGAGCCUUUCCUAUAACCAAAUACAGACAACGCUGACUGAUCUCCUGAGCAUAUUUAAUGCAGUCAGGUCUGCACUGUGAUAGGAACUAGUGAAGAAUGCUUUACACUGAGAAGCAUAACACCCCGUGUUACUGUACUGUUCCUGUUUUUAACGUCUAAUGAUUUGCAAGUCAUAAAGUAUUUAUGAACUUUGUGGUAGACCAGAGGGUUGCAGAGGAAUUCAAGUGAGGCUGGCCUCACUGUUUAAGAGAUUAGUAUUUUACAUCUUCCUUCUGAUGAGGAAAACCUUUGGCACCAAUGUGGAUCAAUCUUGCAUUACUGCACCAAGAAGCCAAUAGAUCAAACCAUUGUCUAGAUGUAUGUAAAAGCAAGAAAACAUACAGCCCCUCCUCCCCAGGAAGCUCUAGAAAAACCCUAAGGAACACUUUAGAGGGGGAUUUCUUCCUUAUAUUUAUAUAAAUAUAUAUAUAAAUAUAUAUAUAUUUUGCUGAUGCAGUAUCCAGUGUGUGUGUAUGUAUGUACGUGUGUGUGUGUGUGUGUGUGUAUACACAUAUAUGUACAUAUAUGUAUAUACACACAAAUGGUUCCUGGAAAAGAACUCAGAACGCUUUGCUAGCAAAACACUGUGGUGUGCAAAACUAGAACUCAAUAGAAAAAAGCCAUUUCUCUGAAGGCCACAUAGCUGAGAGUCUUCAGUUUACCUCAUUCUUUGUAGCAGCCCUUGAUUUUAACAGUUUUUUGUAACAGGUACAAACGAUCCCAUGCCUUUCUAGGUGCAAUUUUAAGUUAAGCUAAGAUUCUUUUUAUGGUAAUUUAUUUGUAUAUGAGGGUAGGAGGCGAGAUCAUGUCAUACCUUAAAGUUAAAACCCUAAUUUUUGGAAACGGACACUAUUUAAAUUAUGAGCAACUGUUGUACAGAAAGUCUCUUUUUUCUACUGCCUUGUUCCAUCAGCCUUCGUACAUGUCCAAGCACAGCCUUUUACCAUAGGGAAGCAUUUCUCUAGCACAUGUAAGAUGCAGUGUUUCAAGUAAUGCAAACACCAUUCCACUGCAAAGAUGGAUGAACUUCCUCUCCUUUGAGUAUUAAUGCAUCUUUACAACAAAAAAGCAAUAUAAUUGUUUAAAUAAUAUAUGCCUUGCUUACUAAAGUUAUUACUUUAAAUGUGGAUUUAAGGGCCACCCAAAUUUGGAGCACAUAGUCCUCACCAGUUUCAUUUUGUCAGCACAAGCAUAAGGCUUUGAAUCCACAGUCGCCACCAUUCACUACUCAGUCGAACCUCACAGAAAGAACAGAAAGGUGUCCCAGAAAAGCUGCCUGCACUCUCAGUCUUUCUUUUCCAGUUAACACAAGCUCUACCUGAGAUUCAUUAUGAAAACAAAAUAACUGUGUGUCUCAAGUGCUGUUUCAUUGAGCUUAUUAGAAAAGCUGCCUUGCUAACCAGACAUCCCCACAGUGUUAGUGGAAGUAUUUCAGAAUGAGGUUGUUGUUAAAAUAUAUUCAGCAGUUUCCAAAAUAAUCACCUAUCACAUAAGCUUAAGUGCUUGAAAAAUAAGAAAGGUUUCCCAGUUCUUUUAAACAGGGUGCCAUUCAGACCCUGGUGGCUCCCUUUCCAAGGUGUUUUAAUACACAAAAGGUUGGUUGGUUGCUGAAUUUUUGACAUUUUUGAUCAGACCUGUCACUGCAGUGUCUAUAAAGUGACUUUUUUUAUUCCAGUCAGCUCACUCACAGGUAGAAAGGAGUGCUUAUGGAUCACUAGAUUCUCCUAAAGUAUACUAAUCUGUAAAUACAGCCAGGCACCUAUUUGGAAGUAAUGGUUUAAAUAUGAUUUGGUUCCUCAUUUAAGCCUUUAUCUGCAUGGGUAGUCUGAGGUCCCCAGUGACGUUGGUGGAGAUAAAAUGCAGCGUUCUGGUGCUGGAUGUGUGUCUAGAUUUUUGGUAUUAUCACUGCUGUAUCCUAAGAUAAAGUAUUCACUAAAACUUAGACCAUAAAUUAUGUUGGGGGGGGGAAAAACAGAAGUGUCUUGUUUUUUUCCCCCCAGAAAUGUCACCCUUGUAAAUACUUGUAAGAAGUUUUUUGUAACUGGAAUGUAAGUGGGGGGAAGUUUCUUAGCUGCUAAAAUCUCUCCCCUCCCAUCUUACUUAUUUCAGUUGUAGUAACAUCAUGUAUGCAACAGAUUUAGGCUGAUCUUGGAGCAUAGCUAGACUGUGGCUGGCUGGCUGGAAAUGUAUCUGAUCUGCCAGUGCUAUUGCUAUGAAUUAUUAAAUGAUAGCAGAGAUGUAACUAGCAGAUCAAUGACUAAAUAUUGGAGCAUUUUAAGUCCAGAAUUAGAUGCAGCCAUCUGCAUUUUAAAGAUCUCCACCCAGUAAUUGAAGAGACAACUCUCAACAGUUGCUUUUAAUAAGGUCACUCAGUACUAUGUAGUACAGCAUUAACUUAUAGCAGAAAAUCAUAUCUUGUCAACUGUAUAUAAAACACUGUUUCAUGGUGCAAUCAUUUGUCAAACUUCUGUUCCUUUACUUACAAUGUUGUGUGCAUUCUUUUUGCACCCAAGAGCAUCACUGUAAACUCUGCUGAAGACUAUUUAUAGGUUUUAUUUGCACAAGGUUGUUUUAAACUACGGGAAGAUGCCUAAACAUCUGUAGACCUUUGUUUUUUUGGUCCAUGAAAAGCAAACGUUUCCAUCCCUGUCUUCUCCAAAGGUAGUCCUGUAUUUGUGUUGAGUGUUUACAUGAACUGUGCUGACUCUGCCAGCCCUUCCAUUGACCUUUUCGAAGGACAGCUCAUUUCAUGUGUCACCAGGGAUUCUUCAUCAGCCUCUUGCUUAAAGAUUCCCCCAAAGGUUUGAUGUCCCAUCGCUCACGUAAUUCGUGCACACUUCGUCGUUUAUCUGGCUAACAACCUGUAAGAUUAGAAACGUCAGAUACCGUCGGAAGGCAAACGACUUAAUUUGUCUGUACAAUUCUUUACUCUUGAGCUCAGCUGAACUAAUCACCUGGACCUGGGGAGGUUGUGCUUCCGUGAACACCCCAGGCUAACCGCUGAAGGUCGUUUUCCGUCGUUAAUCUUGCUGGCGAGUGCUACCAGGUUCCUGCAGCCGCUGGUAGUUUUGCACCACCACCUGAGCCCGGACCGUGGGCUGAAGCCAAGGCGCCGGAUCGGGGCCCUCGUGUCGUUACCUGUGUUUGAGCCGUUGUUUAACCACUUCCGAACACAACUGUAGAUUACUGUUUGCCCCAACACACACACACACACACACACACACACACAGCUGUCCUUUGAAACCCUUGUGAAGGAUGAAAGCGAUGAAGGAAGCGCUGUCCGCAAGCGGGUUGUCCUGCCUGGGCGCCGCGUCGCUCCCCGCCCGAGGCCUGGCCGCCUGCGCCCCCCGCCCCGGCCUUUGCUGAGGAUUGUUUUCUAAUUGGUUCGAACAUUUUUCACUCAAUGAUUUCCGAACAAAUGUUAAUACAGACUGUAUAAAAGGAACAUGAUUUUCUUCACUUGUA